GAGAGUCAGUGUUGCAGUGACAUGCACAAGAGUAACCUACGAAGGAUAGUCGGACGAUUGCAAUUAGCAGUUGUAAUAGAGAUAAAAAAGAGAGAAAGAUCUGCUUCCGGUAUACCGGUUUAUCUUGGUGCAGUGUAUCAUCACGGGUCUUUUAAACGACUUUUCGUUUGUUGAUACCAGAGAUACAUAGGCAAGAGAUUGGCAAUGACGUCAGUGCCGAUCUUUUGUUUAUGUAUCGCCGUUAAUAUCAUCAAUGCACAAAUACAGCUACUGCUUUGUCUUACACGGCAUGUCUUAUAAGAAAUAGGUUGUUACUUUAUUUUUUGUAUGGUGUUGCGCCCACAUUCCUAUGUGUAGUGUGCUUUGUUUUUAUUAUUGCUGUAUCAGGUAACGAGGUUAAAUCUUUUUGGAGAAAUUUAACUACGGCGACCCGCUACUACUACUACGCGUAUUGCACAAUAAUGUGGUCAAAGAAUGACAUUAGCUAAAUUCACAAUAUAGAUAUUCAAGUUUAGCAAGAGAGUUAAAGUCAGUAAAAUGCACAGUUGACUAUUCGCGGUAGUUUAAUACAAAGCUUGCAAUGAUUUGGUCGAUAAAGAGUUGGAUAGGUGCGAAUAAAAUAUCUUUCUUUACUCUUUAACUUAAUUUGUUGUGUUGACACUACUGCAGGGAUAAGUAAAUUGUCUUCUUAAGCUUUUAGUGACUUGUCUUAGUCCACCGACAGCAUGCUGAUCGGGGAAAGAUACAGGUACCGCUGGGUGGUGCUAGUGAUGGCGUCAGUUACGAGUGGAUUAACGUGGGGGAUUGCGAUGACUGUGGGUCACUUUUACUCCAGUUGGAUGUCGUAUUUUGAUGCCCCAGCUAGCUACGUUUCCAUGGCUGGAAGCCUUACACUUACAGUGGGGUGUGGUGCAGGCCCCAUCUUCCGUAAUGUGGUAAAGAAACUAGGACUGAGAUGGAGUUCCUUUUGUGGAGGGUUGAUCAUGGCAGUGGGACUUGCUGCAGGGUAUUUUGCACAGUCAGUGCUUGCCAUUUGCUUUACAUUUGGAGUGGUAACAGGGCUGGGUAGUGGUCUUUCAAAUUUCUGUGGCUGUGGUGCUCUGAAUGAAUAUUUCUACAAGGAAAGAGCAUUUGCAGAAGGUGUUGCUGGUGGUGUGUUCUGUUUGUUUUCUUUUUGUAUUUCAGUGGCACAGCAGUACUGGAUAACUUCAUAUACUUGGAGGGGGGCGAUUCUGCUAACCAGUGCACUUUCCCUCCAACAAUGCAUUGUCAGCUUAUUUUUUAUAUCACCAAACGUGGUGGCUCAACACCCACUUAAUUUCUGGAGGGAAACAGAUGCCCAACACAUUGUGAGCAAAAGUGAAAACGAUAAAUGUUCAGAUGAACCAUUGGAAAUGUCCAGUAAAGCUGCUGAACAAGAUCAAGUCAAAUCAGAUCUUCAGCAGCAAAGAAGUUACCUCAAAAUUAUAAGCAGUCCAACUUUUCUACUUUUGGCCACAAUUGACUUUCUAAAUUGGUUCGGACAUUUUAUACCUUAUGUUCACCUUGUAGAACGUGGCAGGAUACAAGGUAUUGGCUUUGAAUCAUCAGCGUGGCUGGCUUCAGCAUUUGGCGCAGGUGGUUUUAUCGGUCGUCCCCUCACAGGGUUUGUGUGCGAUUAUUUUAAAAUUCACCCGUUCAAGGCAUUCUGUUUUGUACAGUUUGUCAGUGGUAUCUCAAGUCUAAUCAGUCCGUUCUGGCCAUCUACGUGUGGUCUCUUUGUGUACGCAAGUUUCUAUGGAUUUUUUUCAAGUGGGUAUGGUCUGUUUAAGUCUGGUGUGCCUAGAAUGCUGGGUUCAGCCUAUUAUGUGGAUGCUCUGAGCCUAAUGCUUGUACUGGAAGCUAUAGGUGUGGUUCUAGGACCCACUGUGAGUGGUAUUAUAUAUGACCAAACAAACUCAUAUGAUUGGAGCUUUUGUUUCUCUGGCCUUUGUCAAAUUCUGACAGGAAUUCUUAGCUUUUUCAUUCCAGCCGUUCGUCGAUUUGAAAGCAGGCGUGCUUUAGAAUUAGAUGUUGCAUAAUUCUGUAGAAUAUUUUUUUGCUGGUGAGAACUUGCAGAGUAAAUAGUGAUUAGGCUGUAGGAUUGCAAAAAACUGUUCCAUUACCUGCUUAUAAAAUCUAUUCCUUUAUGAAAUCAUACCUAUGCUUUUUCAUUGCACUUUUUACGUUUCAGGUAUUAAAAAUUGUAAACCUUAGGAAAUAUUUAUGUUUGUUGUUAAUAUUCAUGACUGCCUUUUUGAAAGGUACAUUUUUCGCUUUGUUGCUUUACAUUCAUAUUUGUAAAACUUGCACAUUUGGUUGGUAUAGUUCCUUUAUGUUUGUAGCAUGAAGAAAUGUUCAAUAAACAUAAGCAAACAAA
This is a messenger RNA of Ciona intestinalis (vase tunicate), 2398 nucleotides long. Lineage: Eukaryota; Metazoa; Chordata; Ascidiacea; Phlebobranchia; Cionidae. The record is from RefSeq and is a predicted model, not a curated record.